Messenger RNA from Pelobates fuscus (common spadefoot toad), 4772 nucleotides. It is a transcript of the gene STYXL2, whose product is annotated as serine/threonine/tyrosine interacting like 2. The transcript is spliced from 6 exons. The coding region runs from base 128 to 3436 and encodes 1102 amino acids. Gene Ontology annotation, cellular component: cytoplasm. Gene Ontology annotation, molecular function: protein tyrosine/serine/threonine phosphatase activity; MAP kinase phosphatase activity. Lineage: Eukaryota; Metazoa; Chordata; Amphibia; Anura; Pelobatidae. Gene Ontology annotation, biological process: negative regulation of MAPK cascade; protein dephosphorylation. The record is from RefSeq and is a predicted model, not a curated record.
CACUAAAUUUAGAAGAUUGUUAAGGGGUCUGUGUGACUCCUCUCUCAGCCCGGCUGCCCGACACAGCACCUAAAUAGCAAGUCAACGACUUCAGUCCAGUGCUCAGAUCCAUCUGCAGCAGAUCACCAUGGCAACCGGCCAGGACCAGGACGGUGAGCAAGUAGUCCCCGAUAGAGGUGAAGAAGAUGAUGUCCGAGCUGUUCAGGCUCGGUAUUUGCGCAGUCCGUCUCCUAGCACCUUCUCCAUGGUAUCAGACGCGUAUACGGAGAGCAUCUUUAUGGAGCCCAUCCACCUCUCUUCAGCGGUGGCUGCUAAGCAGAUUAUCAAUGAAGAGUUGAAACACAAAGAGGUCAAAGUGGACACUGUAUGUCCGCGGAUGUUGGAGUCGGCAGAGCAGCUGCUUGUGGAGGACCUAUACAACCGUGUGAAGGAGAAGAUCGAUGACCGAAGUUUGUUCAACACUCCCUGUGUGUUAGACCUGCAGAGAGAGCUCCUGAAAGACCAUCUGGAAUCACCACUGAACUGUGUAGACGAAGUUUGGCCCAAUGUUUUCAUUGCUGAAAAGAGUGUUGCGGUCAAUAAAGGACGUUUAAAGAGGAUGGGUAUAACUCAUGUCCUGAAUGCGGGACAUAAUACCACCGUUUUCACAGGACCUGAAUUCUACUCUGGCACCGAGAUCCAGUACAUGGGUGUAGAAGUUGACGAUUUCCCAGAUUCAGACAUCUCAAAGUUCUUAAGACCGGCUGCCGAGUUCCUCGACGAAGCUCUUCUCACAUACAGAGGUAAAGUUUUAGUCAACAGUGAAAUGGGCAGCAGUAGAUCAGCGAUCCUGGUUGCUGCAUAUUUGAUGAUCUUCCAUCACAUGACAAUCUUGGAAGCUCUGAUGACGAUUCGCAAAAAACGAGCCAUAUAUCCUAAUGAUGGAUUUAUUAUGCAGCUACGUGUACUUAACGAAGCGCUGUUAGAGGAACGAGAAUAUUCCGACGAUGCUAGCAGUCAAAGCUCUGUGGUCCAAGCCAAAGCUCAUUCUAUAAUGGUGGAAGAAGAAGAUGCGGAAAGCACAAUGGGAGCCAAAGUACACUCUAUUAUUGUUGAGGAGGAAGACACCACAAGUGUGAUGGGAAGUGCCAUGAGUCUAAUGGAAAAGUCGAGUGUGGUGUCUAAACAGCCAACCCUUAUUGAUGAAGAUGAGGAGGAGAAGUUAUAUGAAGAAUGGAGAAAAAAACAGGGACUCCCCCCAAGAGAAGUACCAAAAAAGGUAAAUCAACAAGGGCUAGCCUUUCCCGAAGAAGGAAAUGUAAGCAAUGAUUAUGUGGAGCAGAGGAUACAUGACUGGCAGCGCCAGACUGCAAAGUAUCAACCAACAGGACUUGAAGAUGAUGCAAAUUCCCUGAUAGGAGGGGGAAGGUACACACCAAGUGAGAUAAGCGACAUGGAGAGUGUGACCUCUGAAGAUAUUCGACUUCUCAAACAGCAACUCGAAUUGAGUGAAAUCAACAGAACGAGCAGAGGUCGUUCUGAUUCAGUAUGUACGGAUAGUACGUGGGACAUGUGGAAUACAAGGCUUCAGGAAAUUGAAAAGGAAGCUAAAGACAAGUCUGAACAAAAAACAAAAAAUGAAAACAAAGAUAUAGAUGAGGAAAGUGUUUUGUCCGAAACUGGUUCUUUGUUCAACUUUUGCAAGAAGAACAAGCACAAACUUACCGCACUAGAAAGAUGGAAAGUCAAGAGAAUCCAGUUUGGAUUCCAUAAAAAGGACUCAGAGACUUCUGAUAACCAAAAUAAAGAUGCAAAUUCUGAGCAAACGGAAGCUGAAGGUUCUAGUAAGUCUGAUAUUGAUCUAACAGCUUACCAGUCAUGGAAGAUCAAGCAGCAAAAGAAAAUAGGCAACGAAAACAAAGACGAAAUUGUCGAACUUACAAAAGGUGAAGACAGUGCUGCAGUAAAGAGAAGGCAGAGGAGAGAGGAGAUAAUAGAACGUUCCAAACAGAACCUUGAAGAGAGCCAGUCUAUGUGCGGUUGGGAGACAGAAAGUGCACUUAGUGGAAGUAUCCCCCUAUCUGCAUUUUUCCAAAGUGCUCCUUCAGUCACUGGUGUUAACGAUGGAGCUUCUGUACUGAGCAUGAAGAGCAAUGCAUCUAGAGCAUCUAAGGCAAGAAGCACUGCCAGUCAAGUCAAUACACCUGCCACAUUGCCACAGAACAUGCCAUCAGGACCGGUUGAUGCAAUUUCCAUAGCCAGCAUUCAGAAUUGGAUUACCAAUGUGGUUAGUGAAACCAUUGCACAAAAACAAAAUGAAAUAAUGAUGAUGUCUCGAGCACCUUCAGUUUUAAGCAUGGCAUCUGGAGAACAUGGACGAAGAGUAGAUGAUGAUAAGAUGUCAUUAAUUAGUGGGGCCGGGGGCUCUUGCUUAUCUGGUUCUUUAUUGAAGAAUCGGGAAUCUAAAGGUACCGAUUCAGUGAUGUCUUACAACACAUCAUUAAGUUCAAACACGAACAUAUCAAGUGCAAAGAGAAAAAUUACACAGACAAGUGUCCCUCUUCAUAGUCUCUUUUCAGAUGAAGUUGAUUUGAAGAAGCUUAACCAGAAAGAAAGUGAACUUAGAGAGGAGCUAACUGGAAAGUUAACUCGCUAUCGAAAAGAAAAAGUUGAAAGUGAUAAUAAGCGUAGCUACUUGUUUAAGAAAAAAAAGGCCAAAGAUAAUGGGGAUGAUGUAGAAAAACAAGACAUUGUGUCAAACACAAACUUGAGAAGUUCUACAUCUUCAAAGAAUCGAGAACUUACUUCCUACUCUAGUUAUUUAACAAAUGCCAACACUUCGACUUCUGAGUUGGAAAAAAAUAUUAGUAGAUGGCUUAGCGAGGUUAAAACUGAAGGGAGGACAACAUCACAGAGGGAGAACAUUUCUGAAAGCUAUUCAAGACGAUCUAAAGCCCAGAAAGAAGUGAAUACUGAAAUGAAUGGCUAUGGAUAUUCCAGUAACCUAUCAGAACAAGACAGUAAUUCAUUUUCAUCUUUCCAAAGUAACAAAGACACUGACAGAUCCAGGUCUAGAUUUUCAGUGUCAUCUGAGGAAGAGAGUUACCAUGGCAGAACUUCCAAGUUCAGUGAACAGGACCGAAAAAGCAGCCCUGACCCAGAAUGUAGGCCAGCUAGAAUGUAUCCACAUGAGCCCUCUGGUGAUUCAGAUAACUCAGAUACAGGUGAUUUUGUCAGCAGAAGAAAUUUAAAAAAAUCUUCUGCCGGAUAUGAAGAUGCGGAGGUGGAACAAGAAAAUGACGGAGCUGAAACGUCAUAUUCGGCCCGUCUGCGAGCUCGAUCCAGAGAGACAAAAGUGUCCGAAGAAGAAACGAAUGAUGACGAUAUUAUCGAAGCGUGGAGACGUCGACAAGAAGAAAAAAAGUCAAGACUUUGGAAACAUGAGGAAGAUGAUUAACACAUUUCUAAUCCUAUAAUAUAAAUCCAUGUUUAUGAGCCUUCUUAUGUGAAUUACAUAUCUCAAUAUAGCUUUUUUUAUGUUCAAAGAAAAGUAUUACAAAUAUUUUAAUAUAUUUUAAAAUGUUAUUUAUAUACUUUGGAUGACAUUACCAAUCAAAACCAAAAUAUCUCAUUUGAAGACUGGGUGUGUGUUUUUACUGAUAAUAAUGUAUCUACACACUCCAUGUCAAUUAAUUUAAAUCCUGCAGUGCACUAUAGAAAAAAAUGCCCAAGUGUCUGAGAGUGCCAAGAGCAUCGUAGAAUCAUGGCAUUUCCCUAAAAUGUUAGUGUGUUUUUAUUAUUGGUGCACUACUUACUGCCAUAAGUAAAUCAAUAGCGUUUAUUGAGGUGGGGUGUCUCUCUUUAUUGAUGUGGAACUAUCUUUCUUCAAUAGUUGUGCUAAGUUCCAAGAACCCUUAAGAAGUAGUCCAUUUUUGAAUAUUCUAUCUACUGUAGCACGUGUUUUAGAAUAAUAUAUAAGUUUUGUUUUCAAAUUAAUCCUUUUUUUGUCCCUCUGUUUCCCCUUGUUUUUACUUGUUUUUUUUUUUUUUAAUUCACCUUAGAUUUUUUAAACUUAUACAUAAGUGAAAGUAGAGACUACUUUUUCUAAUGGGGAGUGUGAUCUCUAGCACGUUUUUGUAAACAUGCAGAACUUUAUUAGCAAAGUUCCAUUUCAAUUGCUUCGCUAAUUUUCCCCACAAUCCGUCAGUCAAAAGAAUUCCUUCAGAUGGGCAAACUUCGGAGAUCAGAGGAGAACAAAAUGGCAGCACGUAGGUUUAGAGAUCUAGCACAAAGAAGAUAAGAUAAUAAAUAUAAAUAAAGUAGCAAGGAAUGGAUUACAUUCAUUAAGAUAGAAAGGGUGUGGGGUGGAAUAUAUUAAUUAAGAUACAAGAUUAUUUUACAAUAGUGAAAGAAAAAAAAACAACAACAUGAUAGUGCCGCUUUAAAUACAAACUUUCAGUCCGUUACAAAGCCGUCAUCUUACAACAUGUUGUUGGUAAAGAAUCGUUGAACUAUUUUGGGUCUAGUUGUAAAACGCUCGUAGUCGGGACUGGGGUGAUGUAUAAAGGGAUAGAUAAGGACUAGAAAUCAGCUAUAGUGAGCAGUCUGUUAGCUGCCAUUAACCUAUCUAAGGUUAAAAUGCAAAUUCACGGUGUGACAUAUCUGUUUCAGUGAUUAUGGUAGUUUGUUUUGUUUUAAUGACAUGAUGGAUCUACAACGAUUUGCUACACACUGUCAGUACAUUUAGGCUGUUAAUAUUUUUGGAUGUUAAAUAUAUUUACCGCUGAAAACUG